AUGUACUCCUUAGCCAUUCGCAACAUCACCGGCCGCGCUGCUCGAGCAGCAGUCACCACUCCCCGGUAUGCUUCUGCAAGACUUUAUUCCAGCUUUAGCACCAUGCAUGACAACGACGCAGAGACGCUCGACGCCGAGAAGGCGCGCAACUUGACUGGAAGCCAGCAUAAAACUUCAACCCCUAUUCGUGAGGCGCCGGGCUGGAACGAACACCUUGCUAGUGAGUCCGAGGCACAUGUCAAAGCCGACCGCUCUACCCUUGGUCCACAAGAUCUUCAGAGGACGACGGUGGAUUACUUGCAGGCGCGCCACAACCCCGAGGAGCGCCCAAGCAGCCGCGAGGCUCUGUACACACAUGACGAGGUUAGUGGGCCGCUAGGCGAUGCCAGGGUCGGAGAGUUUGAAGGUGUGGUGGGCGCGGCUGAUGUCGAUUUGGAAUAUGAACAGACGGACGUGGAGGUGGAUCCCAGUGGGGCUAUGAGGCAGCGGACCAUCCAUGAAGAGGAGACCGUGCACAAUGGUCCCACCCCUAGCGAAGAGGCCGUUAAGGCCGACAGAAAGGAGAAUUGAGUUCUACCAAAGUGCAAGAAAUUGAUAUAAAAUGUCGGAAGCGUCGACAGGCAUCAUAUUCCGGUAGCAUCUUGAAGUAUUGUACCCAUAGUAUCACAAGGACUGCUCGUUCAUAAAUCAAUGUACUCAUCAUCAUCAAUCAACUAAAGUUAUUACCCG
Messenger RNA from Coniophora puteana RWD-64-598 SS2, 729 nucleotides. RefSeq lists its product as uncharacterized. NCBI's taxonomy places the organism in Eukaryota, Fungi, Basidiomycota, Agaricomycetes, Boletales, Coniophoraceae. The transcript has 6 exons. The record is from RefSeq and is a predicted model, not a curated record. The coding region runs from base 1 to 570 and encodes 189 amino acids.